AUUGACGGUUCCAGAGACCCGCCGAUCCGGGCAAUUUCUCCACCUCCGGCGUCUUUGCCUUCCACUUACUUUCCCAUCUUCAAUCUUCAAUCUUCAAUCUUUAAUUCUUCCACUCUCAGUCUGUUUCCUGUCCUUCGAUCUCUUUUUCCCCCAGAAUGAUCUCUGGGGUGUGUAUAUCCCAAAAUUAACUUCCUUAUCUCUCUUAACCAUCCUACUCCUCCUCCAUGGCCAAAUCCGCCGUCGUUCAGGAAUACGCCCCUCCGCCCUCCAAUACCCUCUCUCUCGACCGCAAAGCCACCCACGAACGCCAAUACCAUGCGAUUCCCCGACCGAAAGGCUAUCGCGUCUCGUGGCAUGCCAAUCCAGCCGUGGAGCUGCACCAUUUCGGGCAGUCGCAUCCAAUGAAGCCGUGGCGCCUCACGCUCACGAAGCAGCUGGUGAUGGCGUACGGCAUGCACCACGCGAUGGAUCUGUACUUCGCGCGCGAGGCGACCUACGAGGAGAUGGCCGACUUCCACAAGACCGACUAUCUAGACUUCCUGCAGCAGGUGCUCCCGGGCGACAUGGAGAACGCGGAUCAGAGCGAGAACGUCGUGCGGUUCAACUUCGGGGAUGACUGUCCCAUCUUCGACGGCCUGUACAACUACUGCUCGCUGUACGCGGGCGGCAGCAUCGACGCGGCGCGCAAGCUGUGCAACAACCAGAGCGAGAUCGCAGUCAACUGGUCGGGCGGGUUGCACCACGCGAAGAAGGCCGAGGCCAGCGGGUUCUGCUACGUCAACGACAUCGUGCUGGGCACCCUGCAGCUGCUGCGUCUGCACCCGCGCGUCAUGUACAUCGACAUCGACGUGCACCACGGCGACGGCGUCGAGCAAGCCUUCUGGUCGACCGACCGCGUGCUCACCGUCUCCUUCCACAAGUACGACAAGGACAACUUCUUCCCGGGCACGGGCGCCCGCGACAGCACCGGCCCCAGCCACCCGCUGAACCCGGGCGCGCACCACGCGAUCAACGUCCCGCUGCACGACGGCAUCGACGACGACUCCUACAUCCAGCUCUUCCGCGACGUAGUCAGCUCCUGCGUCAACGUCUACCAGCCCGGCGCCAUAGUCCUGCAAUGCGGCGCCGACUCACUCGGCUGCGACCGCCUCGGCUGCUUCAACCUCAACGUUUCCGCGCACGGCGCCUGCGUCGCCUACGUCAAGACCUUCAACCUCCCCAUGCUCGUCGUCGGCGGCGGCGGCUACACCCCGCGCAACGUGUCGCGCGCCUGGGCCCACGAGACCUCCAUCCUCCUCGACGCCCAGAACCUCAUCGACCCGCACAUCCCGGACACCGUCAAAUUCCGCAACCACUUCGGCCCGGACUACUCGCUCUUCCCGCCGCUGUCGGAGAUGCGCAAGCUCGAGAACAAGAACCCCCGCUCCUACCUCGCCAACCUGUACGAGUCCGUCACCGAGCAGCUCCGCUACAUCAAGGGCGCCCCGUCCGUGCAGAUGAGCUUCAUCCCGCCGGACAUUCUGGGACUCCGCGAGGACACCGAGCACGAGAUCGAGGAGGAGACCGCCCUGCGCGACGAGAUGCGCGAGGAGCAGGACGGGAACGGCAGUUUGGCUAAGUUUAGUCGGCGGCGGGAGUUGGAGCGGGCGGCUGGUCAGCGCGAUGAGCUUUAUGCUUCGUGAUUUUUUUUGACCUUUUUUUCUUUUCGAAUUUGGGUGGAGCUGUAUAUACAUUGGUUAAAUUUUGGGCAGGGCGGUAUUGGC
Aspergillus campestris IBT 28561 is the source of this 1763-nucleotide messenger RNA. RefSeq names its product histone deacetylase HOS2 (gene hosA). The transcript has a single exon. Lineage: Eukaryota; Fungi; Ascomycota; Eurotiomycetes; Eurotiales; Aspergillaceae. Bases 225 to 1682 code for a protein of 485 amino acids. The record is from RefSeq and is a predicted model, not a curated record. Gene Ontology annotation, molecular function: histone deacetylase activity.